UUGCAUGGGGGAUGAGGGUGUAUAAAGCACACUUGAAAGCAGAACAACUUGACAACUUCCUGCCAACACUGACGGUGCAACAUCAACAGGCCACUUAAACACUUCAACCAACCAUGGAUUACACUGAGGAUUAUAUUUACACUUUAGACUCUAAUUACACACUGCCUGAGAUUCCUGACAUUUUGAUCCCUGAGAUUCAACCAAUCCAGAUAGUGGCUCUGGUCUUUUAUGGACUUGUGGUGCUGCUGGGUGUGCCUGGAAAUGCUCUGGUGGUUUGGGUGACAGGGUUCUGCAUGCCUCGCUCUGUCACUUCCCUCUGGUUCCUCAACCUCGCUCUGGCCGAUCUUCUGUGCUGCCUCUCCAUCCCUCUCCUCAUGGUCCCUUUAGCCCACGAUGAUCACUGGCAUUUUGGCCCGCUGGCCUGCACAGUGGUCAAAGGCCUAUUUUUCCUGGUGAUGUACUGCAGUGUCUUGCAGCUGGUUUUGAUCAGCUUGGAUCGCUGGAUGCUGGUCAGCAGACCCGUCUGGUGCCAGAACAAGAGACGACCAAAGCAGGCUGCCUUUGUGUGUGUUGCUGUCUGGUGCCUGGCUCUGAUAGGCAGCAUCCCGCAGUUUGUCUUCACCAAGGAGAUUGAAGCAGGUGAACACAAGCGAGAGUGCCUGACUGUGAACUCUGUACUCAGUGCCUGGAUAAUGACCUGCUUCCGCUUCCUUCUGGGAUUCUUCCUCCCAUUCCUGGUUAUUAUAAUCUGUCACUUGGUGGUGUACAGGAAAGCAGAGCAUGGACUGUCCCGUGGUCGAACCCCUUCCAAGCGAACAGUGAGGGUCAUCAUCGCUGUGGUGCUGAGCUUUUUCUUGUGCUGGCUCCCUCUGCAUAUUGUGGACUUCCUCCUAUUGAUUACCCCACGAAAUUCCCCUCACAGCCCAAAAAUUUACCUGGCACAUGUUUUAGCACUCUGCCUGGCAUAUUUCAACAGCUGCCUCAACCCACUGCUCUAUGUGUGUCUGGGCCGAGGUUUCAAAGAAAGUAUGAACCGCUCCGUGCGUAACAUGCUCAACUUCAUCAGCGAUGACCCUACACACAGAAUCAGCAUUGCCACAACUGACACCAGGAGCACGAGCAAUGGAAAGGAAAUGACUAAAAUCUGAAAAUGUAUUGACUUUGAUACAAACAAUAUUCUCACAUCAAUCUUGUCAUUGAAGCUGAGGUUUGGACUUUGAAACACUGGUAACAGUUUAACUAUACCUGCUUUCAGCACUGAGCUUGGAUAACCACUGGGUUUCAGCAUAAACUAUUGGUGUUUUUAUAAUUAAUUGUGUAACAUAUAAACUAGCUCCCUGCUGAAUAAUUAGUUAAAAGUCAUUUUCUCAGUCUGAAGAAAUAACUUUUCAAUGUGUUACCAGUACAAGGACAACAUGUGAUACUGAGACUGUAUACUGGGGUAGGGAAUCAAUUUCAUACUAACCUUCAUCAUUUCUCUUAUAAUUAUGAUAUAUCUAUCUAUCUAUCUAUCUAUCUAUCUAUCUAUCUAUCUAUCUAUCUAUCUAUCUAUCUCUAUAUAUAUUGUGUGUUGUAAUUCAAGUUUGUAGUCAGAAAUUGGUGCUGAAAUGAAAAAAAUAUUAUAUGUUACAUAAUUAAUAAUUAGUGCUUAUAACACACAGAGAUUGACAAUGAUUACCUGUGCAACAGUAACUUUAACACAGCGCCAACAGAAAGUCAGUCGUUCAGACAAGCAGAUGUUCUUAUGUAACAGUCCAUUCAUUCGCCACAAGAGGGAGCCACACUCUAAUCUUUAAGUGGUCCAUAUGCAGAAGAUGGUCGGCCCCUUUGUUUUACUGAGCCAGAGCCUUAAGGCAACAAAUACAGACUAGAGAAGAGAUUAUACAGGUAAUAUGAACGUAAGUCAAUUUAUCAAAUAAUGCACCCCAGACAAAUGUGUUUGUGUUUUUAGCAUAUCUAUAGAGGUUUAUAAAAUGUAAACUUAUUUUUCACACACUUUUUUGUAUGCUCAUAUUGCACCAGCACCAUAAAUGUAAGAUAAACAGCAAUAAUAAAAAUGUGUUAAUGUACCAAAA
Messenger RNA from Lates calcarifer (barramundi perch), 2075 nucleotides. RefSeq names its product complement C5a receptor 1 (gene c5ar1). Gene Ontology annotation, biological process: inflammatory response; chemotaxis; positive regulation of cytosolic calcium ion concentration. Bases 114 to 1148 code for a protein of 344 amino acids. Gene Ontology annotation, cellular component: plasma membrane. The record is from RefSeq and is a predicted model, not a curated record. Gene Ontology annotation, molecular function: complement receptor activity; G protein-coupled receptor activity. Lineage: Eukaryota; Metazoa; Chordata; Actinopteri; Centropomidae. The transcript is spliced from 2 exons.